CAGGCUUUGAUGCACCCUCAGGAAGUCUGUGCGCUCAAGGAGGCCACCCCCGCCGGCUGCUGCUCACAUGGUUUCUGGGCCCCUGGCACUCCGCAACGCUUCUGACCAGAAGAAAAAGGCCAACCCCAGAGGUGCAGCUGGUGAUGUCGGCUGGAGGCGGGAGAAUCCCAAGUCAUCCUUGGCUACACAGGUCCGCACGUAGCCUUGGCUAGCUUCAAACUCCCUAAGUAGCAAAGGAUGACCUUGAACUCCUGAUCUUCGCGUCCUUCACACCCCAAGCGGUACAAUUACAGCCGUGGGUAAACAAGCUUGGCUUUGGAGACCUGAAUUGGUCGGGCGUGACCGGCUCAGUCCGCCGGGCUCCGGCUCCGGCGCCCCCUUCUGCCUAUUGUGACGCGGGCCACCAGGUCGCCCAGGCCGCAGAGGUCCGGGUGGAGCUCUGGAGCCAUGGCUGAGCCGCAGGAGCAGCUGCUGCAGCUGCAGAAGGACAACCGAGAUGGCCGCCUGCGGAAGCAGGAGCUGGAGGAGCUGGUGCGGGGGCUGGAGGCGGAGAGCGAGAGCCUCACCGGGCGCCUGGACGAGCUGCGGGAGCGCGAGCGCAGCCUGCAGCGGAGGCGAAGUCAGGCGGCGCGAGCUAUUCGAGGGGAGGCGCGCGAGGCGGCGCGGGAGCGUGCGGAGCGGGCUCGCGGGCUGCUGGAGGCCGCGGAGCAGCACCGGCAGGAGCUGGAGCAACACAAUCGGAAGCUGCAGGAACAGUGGGAGGAACUGUCCAGCCAGCUUUUCUACUACGGAGGGGAACAGCUGAGUCAACAGCGAGCGGAGCAGCAACUCGGGACUCAGCUUGUGGCGCUGCAGAAACAUCUGGAGCUGGCGGAGGCCAAAUUCAGCAUGCAGGCAGAGGACCUGCGGCAGGGUGCGCAGCGGACGGAAGAGGCCUGGGCCAGCUUCCAGGAGCAGAGUGGAGUCCUGCAGGAGCUGCAGGGGAAAGUGAUGGAGGCAGCGGCUGCGCUGGAGGCCACGCGCGGUGGCUCAGAACCGUGGAACUCACAGCCUCGUCGGGUGCAGGACUGCGCGGGUUCACUCAUGGAGGAGGUGGCCAGGGCUGACUGCGAAAAGCGACUGUUCGGCGGCGCGGGCGCGGGGAGCCUCAGGCUGUGGGCGCUGAGCGCACUGCAGACACUGCUGCUGCUCCCGCUGGGUUUCCUGGUGCUGCCGCUGAUCUACGUGGUGCUGGCGAAGCCUGACGCCAUCGGGCCGGGGCUCCAGAGUCUCGGCUCCGACGCUGUCUUCCGCCGGCUGCGCUACACGCUGUCGCCUUUGCUUGAGCUGCGUGCGCGCGGACUGCUGCCUGCCUAGGGCGCAUCAUGCCGGCUGCGGCCGCCUGUACCUCUGUCUCCUUUGUGUUUUCUGGGUGCCUGCUUGUAUGAAAAAGGGCGGGGGUGAAGUUCGUGUGUUCCGAUGGGUCCCGUGACCUCUGUCACCUGAGCGCAGGUGCCUGUCAGUGGCGGGGUUGCUUGUGCCCACGCUGUCCUUUCUCGCGGCCCUGGCUACUGAGCGUCGGCCUGAGCCCUCUAGGGUGUUGUCUGCUAUUUUGAGCUUGAGCUUUGGGCAGGAUGGGUGCUAGCGGUGGAUUAUUUUCCCUGGAUGCAGAUGCGGUUACUCAGUUAUCUUCCUCAACGUUGGGGUUCCCUCUUGGGCAGGUUCCAGUUCUCCAUACCUCGCUCAGCAUCUGAGC
Apodemus sylvaticus (European woodmouse) is the source of this 1735-nucleotide messenger RNA. It is a transcript of the gene Tmem191c, whose product is annotated as transmembrane protein 191C. The record is from RefSeq and is a predicted model, not a curated record. The transcript is spliced from 12 exons. Bases 448 to 1356 code for a protein of 302 amino acids. NCBI's taxonomy places the organism in Eukaryota, Metazoa, Chordata, Mammalia, Rodentia, Muridae.